Triplophysa rosa is the source of this 2707-nucleotide messenger RNA. RefSeq names its product leucine-rich repeat-containing protein 74A-like. Lineage: Eukaryota; Metazoa; Chordata; Actinopteri; Cypriniformes; Nemacheilidae. The transcript has 7 exons. Gene Ontology annotation, molecular function: calcium ion binding; protein binding. The annotation marks the transcript as partial. The record is from RefSeq and is a predicted model, not a curated record.
UUAGAGGUUCUUGAUCUCAGCUGGAAUCGUCUGAGAAUGAAGGGAGCUGUAGCUUUCUGUGCCGGAUUAAAGGUCAACAGCACUCUGAAACAUUUGGAUCUGUCCUGGAACGGCUUCGGGAAUGAAGGGGCUUUAGCUUUAGGUGAAGCGCUGAAAUUCAACAACACAUUAGUGCAUCUGAACCUGAACAACAACCGCAUGACAGAUGAGGGUGUGAGCAUGCUCUGUAAGGGUCUGGAGGCCAACGACACGCUGCGAGUGCUGAAGCUGGCGUAUAACUCAAUGACGGUGGAGGGGGCUUUAACUCUCAUAAAUGUCAUCAAGAAAACUUCUAAAAGUGCCAUUGAGGAGCUCAACAUAUGUAACGUGCUGGUGAAUGAGAACUUUGUCCAGUUGUUAGAGUUGAUCUGUCAGGAGCGUCUCAGUCUGGAGGUUCAGUAUGGAGGAGUCGGGGGAUUCAUCGCCAAAAAACCCCGCAAGCGCUCGGACCCCAUGAAGAUCAUUCAGGACUAUCUUGAUCAGCUGAAGCUUCGUCUGUGGGAUUUCUUCCGUCACAUUGAUAAGGACGGAACCAUGAGAGUGUCUGUCCUAGACUUCAGAAAGGCUGUUCAGCAAUCCAGCAUCCCUCUGGAGAAAUUUCAGAUUGAGGAACUGAUUCAGAGGCUGGACAGAGACGGCACAGGCAUUGUGGAUUACAGAGGCCUGGCGGACACGCGGAAGCAGAUGGUGCGAGAUCACCGCCGGCAGCUGAGGAAAGUGGAGUCUCGACAGAAGAAGGAGAAACAGAAGAGCGACAGAAUCCUGAAGACCUUCGAGAGCGCCGUGGAGGCAGUGACCCCUCGCAGCUCCAUGAUAAUCUCACCUAGCGGUGCCAGAGAGGACUGGAACGGCCCGCAGCACUUCUCUGCCACCCCGCUGAGCUCCUGGCAUCACAUCAUCAUGUCCAACAGCAGCCGUUACUCCGUCCAGAACAUGAGCAGCGAGCACGUCCACCUGCCCAUGAUAGGGCCCGCCACGUCUUACAAACCUCCCAGCUCAGCGGAUGUGCGCUCGUAUUCCCAACCCAACCUCUCCUCCAGCGGCACCAAACCAGCCGUCAGCAAACCGACAUCAGCUCAGAGGAUUCACUCCACAUCUAACCCUAGUGUGAUGAGUCCCACAGCUAACCUGACCCGCUCCAGACCUGCACUAAACACUCAAGACGAUGCUAAAGCAGGAGUUAAGAGCAAGAAGAAGAAGACAAAGAAAAGGAAAGAUGUCAUUUCAAAAGGAAAAAGUUAAACUAACGCAUGAAAGCUGUUCAGAUCAGAAUACAUUCAUGUCUUCUCAUUUCAAGAUGAGUGUGUGAAACAGUCUGCUUCACUUCAUAACAUCUGGAUAUUAAAAGAGCACACUGGAUGCAUUCUAGUAGUAUGCUAGUAGGCUAUAUCUACAAAUAAAUCAUUUGAAAUAAGGUUUCGGUGUACAUACUUUGUUACAAACACACAUUUCUUUUAUGCAAUUGCUGUUACAUUAGACAAUAUCAAAUCAAUAAGCAAUUGUUGUUGAGCACACAGAGUGAUUACCAGAUAAAUUGUUCACCUACCUACAUAACACGCCAGCAAACAAUCUACACGAUAUUUGUAAAAAAUAUAAAAACUAGUCAGUUCUUCUCACAUUUAUGUUUUGUUUUAAUGCUGGUACAUAUGUGACUGUAUGAUUUGUUAUAUUACCAGAUCUUUGUCAGUGUAAAAUUAUAACACAUUAUAAGACAUGUCUUGUUUUCUAAUACAGCUUUUACGUCACAGAAGAUUGAAAUAGAUGAACAUCACAGAAAAAAAACAAAAGAUUCCUGUCACAGCUAUUAAAAUGAAAUAAAACGUGUCUAAGUAUUGUUUACAUGAGGUCAAGUGUCAUCGCAAUAUUGCAAAAAUAUCAUCAUAAUCACAUUAUAAGGGUGCAUGUAAACAAAGUCAGAGAUGUUUACGGCUGAGCUUGAGAAAUCUUCUUGACACUGAUGGUUUGUGUCUGACCACAACACAGCAAAAUCUUCAAAAUAAUGUGAAAUGUUCUCUCUCUCUCUCUGGGUCUUUCACACAACAGCAUCAAUCCUUUACUGGUUUAAAAAAAAGAACUUAAUAUUAUAUAUUAAUAACAAGUUAAUAUGUACCUCUGUUGCAUCUUGUUUUUUUACUGAGCUAAUGAGACUGCAAUGGUUUAAUGCAAACAGGAAUUGAAUGUCUAAUAGAAAAGAAGCUGAACAAACCAGUAAAGCGCUGACUCCUGUUUAUUUUAAAUGUCUACCAAUCUUGUUUAGCUUUUGUUUUUCUGUUUAUUGUACAUUUGGAUUUAAAAAUGUCUUUUUAUAAUGGACUAAACCAAACUGUUAAAUAUAGGCAGCAAAGAAAUGAUAUAUUGCCAGUAAUGUAUAAAAUAUGGUUUUCUGAUGAACAAACAUAUCAAAAAACCUGUUUGGUUAAGGUUUCCAUUCGGCUAGCUAACAUUAACUUAAAAUAGAUUGUUAACUAUAACGUACUACACAGUUAACUAGACAACAGAUUCAGUAGGGGCUUGGCCAUCUCUUGUGUAAAAGGACUCUCAAAUCUGGCCUAUUUUCAAACUAUUGCUAAUUUACAUUUAUGCAUUUGGCAGACGCUGUUAUCCAAAGCGACUCACAUUAUACAUUUGUUUCUGACUAUAUGCAAUCCCCUGGGAUCAAACCCAUGAC